GGAAUGCCACCACGGCACCAGCUGACUUUCGCCUUUACCCCUGGCUCCGUCUCCCGGAAGUUCCUGCAAAUCCAGCGUUUCCAGCCAAAAAAAAAAAAAAACUCACCCCAACAGUUUCUAUCCGAAUAACCCACAACACUCAGCUGCUCCAAAGUUUUCACAGGCAACUGCCAAAACCAACUCAAGUGGGCGGGGAACCGUGGACCUGGCAACCCUGAUGUUGUGUACAGUUGUUAACAAGCGCAUUUAAGCACAAGUUUGUUACAUGAGAGUGAAAACAGAAAACAAGGUGGUGAAAGUUACAUACAAAGGAUGUUUCAGUUGCCGAUGCCUUUGGAUCGGGAUCAGAGCCUUAUUCGGAUCCGGUUCACCAGUUUUGCAGUUGGGACCAUCUGUUGCCCACUUUUUGGCUUUCUUUUUUGUGUGGUCUGGUCCUUGUUCUUCAACUUCACUGAGACCACAGCAACACAUUGCGGAGUUCCAAACUACCUCCCUUCAAUCAGUGCUGCUAUUGGUGGAGAGACUCCUCAGAGGUAUGUCUGGCGAAUAGCUAUAGGUCUGCAUUCUGCACCUCGGCUCCUAGUGGCCAUCCUGUACUGGAAAUACUACCUAGGUAGUCCGUGUGCACAUCAUUGGUAUCGCACACUGUGCCAUAUCAACUUCACACUGACUGUUAUGGAGAACUCCUGUCUCAUCAUUCUGACUUAUGUAUCGUCAACUGAAAAUUUUGAAGUCCAUGAACUCGCCUUCAUUUUUUUCAUGGUCUGGUCUCUUAGUCACAUGUUUCUGACCUGUAGACUUUGGUGUAUGACACAGAAAAAUACAGUAAGUCCAGAGGAGCGUACCUCCUAUUACUGGAAAUGUCGUAUCUUCAUCUUUAACUUGACAGCAUUCCUGAUUUCUGUGUGUGUGUAUUUUUGGCACAACUGGUACUGUAAGCCUGGAGUUUACACUCUGUUUGCCUUCCUGGAGUACUUGGUAGUUCUCUCCAACAUGGCUUUCCACAUGACUGCUUAUUGGGACUUCAGCAAUAAAGAACUGAUCGUUAGCUCUGUUCUUGAAGACAAACGCUUUUAAUGGACACCUUGUACUCAAGAACAACUGCAAAGGACAAUCAAACCUCCAGCAUCUUGGAAUUAUGGGAAGAAAGACUGAAAAAGAAAGUUGUCUCAAGUCAAAAAUGAAAGACACACAAAAAUGAUCACAGCUGUCUGUAAGACAGAACCUCUGUAUUUCAACCAGAAGGGUGGUAAUGGAUGGGAAGGACAGUUGGAAUAUUUAAAGAACUUCCAACACAUAAUGCACCUCUCAUUACUAACGUGGUGCAUAUUUUUAAAUGUUCUGUUUGUUUUUAAUUUAACACUGGAUGAUCCAACUGAAGAUACAGUUUGUGAACUAGACGUGGUGGGACCUGCAGCUGCUGGUCCUUCCUGUAUAAGAAUGCUGAUAUCUGUCUCUAAGAACAGAAUAUGCCCCAAGAGCAAGGAUGGUAUCAGUAGUCGGUAACGUUUUUAUCCGUAAACAUCGGUGCUUUUGCUUUCUGGGUACAGUUGCUUAUUUUGUUAACACGGUUAACGUGUAAACUGACAUUUUCCAUCUAAAUGUAGAAAUUGCAUUCAGGUGCUGGGUUUUAUGCAUUGUAACAGUGCCAUGUUGUUACUACAGGUGUAGGAUUGUGGGAGGGGGUUUAUAAUUAUUUGGAAACCUCUGGACACUUUUUGCUAUGUAAUUUUACACCGUUUUUGAUAUCUGGUGGUUGUAUGCUAUAUUAUGAAGAUAUUUUUCUUCUAAUGCACAAGUGUAUAUUUAAACAGACUUGUUUAACUAGUAAGGUGGUUAGAUAAAAGAUUAUGACCUGUUUCAUGUUUACAUAUAACUACAACUUUUGGGUUGACUUUUUUGCAGCCAGUGUCAGCAGACUAGAUCAUAGGUCCUUGUGUGACUGGGUCAGUGCUAGAGACACAAGCCUGGUGUUCAUUUCAUUAAAACUGGGUCAGUAUGAUAUCCAGGUUCCAUAAUGAGCAUCCUUCAGACCAAACCCUGUAAGAACACAGACCAAAACUAAAAAGUCCACCAUUAAAUGCACUUAAUACUUUUGUUUCUGUCUAAAGCUGUUCUGUAGCAAAGAGAAACUUGUAAUGCAUUUAAAUGAUAAAAGCACAUUUAAAGUGGGAA
This is a messenger RNA of Protopterus annectens (West African lungfish), 2175 nucleotides long. RefSeq names its product post-GPI attachment to proteins 2 (gene PGAP2). NCBI's taxonomy places the organism in Eukaryota, Metazoa, Chordata, Ceratodontiformes, Protopteridae. Gene Ontology annotation, biological process: GPI anchor biosynthetic process. The transcript is spliced from 6 exons. Gene Ontology annotation, cellular component: Golgi membrane; endoplasmic reticulum membrane. The coding region runs from base 313 to 1077 and encodes 254 amino acids. The record is from RefSeq and is a predicted model, not a curated record.